Molecule: messenger RNA, 1230 nt
Organism: Hevea brasiliensis (rubber tree)
Lineage: Eukaryota; Viridiplantae; Streptophyta; Magnoliopsida; Malpighiales; Euphorbiaceae
Exons: 4
Coding region: 166-1059 (297 amino acids)
Source: RefSeq, a predicted model, not a curated record
UUGUCUGACGUGGCAAUAGAUAAUUUCCUCUUUUUCUUACUUUCCCAUGAUCUUAGCCCUUUAAACUGCCCGCUUAAAACAAAUCAGGCACAGACAUACCUGCGACGCCAUUCGCCGGUCGCCGGAGCUCCGGUUGCCGAUAAAUUCUCCGCAAAGGGCUACAAUAUGUCUGCUGCACAGGAUGGGAUCUUAGGGCGUCCCAAGGCCGAAUGGACUCCAAGUCGAGAUGCUUAUCUGGUUGAACUUUUUAUUGAUCAACAUAAUUGUGGAAGAACUGCUUACAAUGAAUUCAAAAAUGAAGUGAUUAGAUCUGUCACUCAUGAUUUUAAUAAGAAGUUUGGCAUGAAUUUGGAGGAAAACCAAAUUAAAAACCGUUACAAUGUUAUGAAGAAAGAGUAUGGUGUUGUUAAAACCCUGCUUAGCCAUACAGGAUUUGGCUGGGAUGAAACACGGCAAAUGGUUGUGGCUGAUGAUAAAGUUUGGGAUAGCUACAUUGCGAUACGAAGUGAAGCAAGGCCUUUUCGGCGAAAGAGCUUUCCCCUGUAUAAACAGAUGUCCAUCAUAUUUGAAGGAGAAAGAGUUACCGGAAAAUUCCUUGUUCCAAGUGGAAUACCUGUUGAAACUGAAGAGGGAAACAGCAACACAGAGACAGUGCGAUCAUCAGAGCCUAUUAACCUAGCUACACAGGUAGUUGAUGGUACCCUUGAUUCUGAUUCAAUAAUCCGCAUAAAUGACACACAACCAAGGAAGCGGAAAUCUGUUGCUGCUUCAGCAUCAGGUCGUAAAAGAAGAGCAUGCGAUAAUGUUGGAGAGACUCUAGAGAAUGCUUUAUAUGAGAUGUUCUCAGCAGCCACAAUGAGAGCUGUGCAAAUGAACGCCAUGAAUGAGAAAGCUGUGUAUCAAAAGUGCCUAGAGGAUCUGCAGAAAUUGGAAGAAUUGGAUGAUACUGAGUUUACAAAGGCUGUUAAUGUUCUUAAAGAUGAUAAGAAUGCAAUUGCAUUCAUGACAAUCAAAGGGCCUCGACGCUUGAUGUGGCUGAGGUCUCUAUGGCAAGUCUAGUGACCUUAAUUAUACAAAUCAACCUGUUUGCUAAUCAUAGGAUCUUAGCAUAGAUAUAUAUGCAUUAGUGUUGUAUUAUCCGAGCAAUGUGGUAUAGAUUGUGAGCUCUCCAGUUGAAACUUCAAUUGAAACCAACAAGAAAAAUGGGUUGCAUUUCCCAUGUUUGUACCA